Molecule: messenger RNA, 636 nt
Organism: Zea mays
Lineage: Eukaryota; Viridiplantae; Streptophyta; Magnoliopsida; Poales; Poaceae
Exons: 3
Coding region: 181-471 (96 amino acids)
Source: RefSeq, marked predicted
GCUCCCCCAAAUUCGUUUGUUUCCCACGGCGCAAGAAAGAAACAAGGGUACAAGAACAGCCCGCUAAAGGAAAGAAACAAGGGCUACACAAGAACAGCUUGAGAGCUCCUCUCCGAUCCCGACCCACCGCCUGCAACUCUUCUUCUCUCCUACGUGUUCGUCAGCCCGCUAAGUGUUAAGAUGGCUUCAAGUGAUGGUCAAACAGAAGCUGCGGCCCCAUCUGUCCCCAAAAACCCUGCUAUGGCAUCAUGCCGGAAGAAGAAAACAGAUGAUGCUACCUUCCUCGAAGAUCUGAAAGACCACAUCGAUGAGUUCAUCCAUGCCUCCAUGGAUGAGCACAAGACCUGCUUUAAGAAGACGAUCCAGAAGAUGUUUGGGAUGUCGAAGGCUGUUGCAGAGAGAUCCGCGGCAGAAGCGAAGGAAGCUGGAGUUGAAAGUGCUUUGCCACUUCAGACCAGUGUCUCGCAGUAGAAUUUCACGUUGGUAGUUUCUUGCUUGACGCCGGCCUUUUUUUAUACAAGGGUUUUGUUGCUCUGUGUUGUCUGAAACGUAUAAGCGUCUCAGUGGCAUGUUUUCAUAACUGUAUUGUAGUGCUUUCAUCAUUCUCCGAAGUUUGUUGUGUGAGUAUGCCUUAAA